UAGAAUAUUCUAUUUAUAUUAGAUAGCUGCAAUAGCUCAACAAUAACUCAGCCCUUGUACCCGAGAGAGGCUUUCGGGAAUCAUAUGACCCGCUGCCGCUCAUUCCAAAGAUAACCGACUGUUGACCGCUCGCGCUACCGCAGCUUUCUCGCUCCUUCAAAAAAACCCAAAAAAAACACAGUCCUCGAGCGUGCCGCACCGGACCCCGCGCAUUAGAAAACAAGACGUUUGGAGGAUGUACUACAACACCGCGCAACGACAGAAAGAACUUGGAUAUUAGGAUAAGAAACACCGCUCUUCGUUGUGUAAAGGGUUUUACAGUUGAAAAAGGGACACUGACAGAGCCACAAUGCCAGAAGAAAAAGGUAAUAUACCGCAGUGUUUCAUCAGCAGGCUGUCCACAGCCCUCUGGAGCAGGGGAAACAGGGGGGCAGCAGCAGUUCCAUCCCCUGUCAGAACUGUGGCAAGGCCUGCAAGGGAGAGGUGCUGCGCGUGCAGAACAAACACUUCCACAUCAAGUGCUUCGUCUGCAAAGUGUGUGGCGUUGACCUGGCCCAAGGGGGGUUCUUUGUGCGCCAGGGGGAGUACAUCUGCACCCUGGACUACCAGCGGAUGUACGGCACGCGCUGCUUUAGCUGUGAGGAGUUCAUCGAGGGAGAGGUGGUGUCGGCCCUGGGCAAGACCUACCACCCACGCUGCUUCGUCUGCGCCAGCUGCAAACAGCCAUUCCCUGCCGGUGACCGCGUGACGUUUAACGGUAAAGAGUGUAUCUGCCAAAACUGUACACAGCCCCUGCCUGCCAACAGCCCUGCUCCCAUACAGGCUGUCCACAACUGCUGUGGCUGUGGGAAGGAGUUUAAGAACGAGCAGUCCCUGGUAGCGCUGGACAAACACUGGCACCUGGGCUGCUUCAAGUGUAAGGUGUGCAACAAGGUGCUCAACGCAGAGUACAUCAGCAAGGAUGGGAUCCCCUACUGCGAGGUGGACUACCAUGCCAUGUACGGCAUCCAGUGUGACAGCUGCAAGAAGUACAUCACUGGGAAAGUACUGGAGGCUGGGGAGAAACACUACCACCCCUCAUGUGCCCGCUGUGCCAGGUGUGAGCAGAUGUUUGGCGAGGGAGAGGAGAUGUACCUGCAAGGUAACUCUAUCUGGCAUCCUCCCUGCAGACAGGCAGCCAGACAGGAGGAGAAGAGUAAGAAACAGGUCCGGAUACAGCUCAAUGACGUCUCUGAGCGGCAGGUGACCAGGACCUCCUCUGAGAGCAUCACCUCUGUCCCAGCCUCCAGUGCAUCUGGCUCUCCCAGCAGGGUCAUCUACGCCAAACUAGGAGAUGAGAUGCUGGACUACAAAGACCUUGCCGCGCUGCCAAAGAUCAAGGCGAUCUACAACAUCGACCGGCCAGACAUGCUCUCCUACGCUCCUUAUGUCAGCUACCCCUCAGAGGAACGACACUACGGAGAUUCACCGCAGUUGCUCUCUCCUACUCCAACAGAGGGCGACGGAGAGAAGUCUCCCCGUCAGAGGAGGCCCUCCAGCCCCAGCUCCAACAGCUCCCUGGGGAGGUAUGGAGGGUACACCCCGUCCCGCUCCCCCCAGAACUACAGCAGGCCAGAGGAUCUUUAUAUGGCCAGUAAAGCAAUGGGUAAUAGAUACGACGGCCAGCCCCUUGACUCCAGCUCCCUCCCCCGCCCCUCAGCCUACACGGGGGGGCCUAAGUACCUUUCCCCCUUGGCUAGAGACUCCUCCUCCGUCCCCAUGCACUACUCAGAGGGCCUACCCCCCAAGUACUCUGGGGUGCUGCAAAUGCCUGGCGGGAUGACAGUGCCUGGCAGAAUCUCUCCCAGGGGCAGAGUCUCUCCUGGAGGCAGAAACUCUCCUCUGCCCCUCAAUCCCACCACCCUGGCCAUGCUCCAGCAGCACAACUAUGUGCCCUACUUCAGAGGCCUCAAACAGGACCCCCUACUACCACCUGAAUCUAAACCUAAGACGUUCCUGCAUCUCAAUUUACCUCCUCACAGUCACGGUAGUGAAAGUGGUCGGAGUACACCCAGUUUGUCCACCUAUUCCGACGGCAAAUCUCCCUCCUCCACCUAUGUGGCUGCUCCCAGGCAUUUCCACGUACCAGAGACUAAGGUCAAGAUAGAUAAUAUCUAUAGAAAACCCCCUAUCUACAAGCAGCAUGCCUCUAGAACAUCCUGGCAAGAAGGGGACGACGUCAAGACAAGGACCAGUUGGAUGAUCUUGAAGAGUGAGAUAGAUGGCCAACCUCUCCCAGAGGACCUGCUGGACCCCAGGAAGUCCACCUGCAGCCUGCCCACUGACGCCUCCCUGCCCAACUUCCCCUACAGCAAGUCUGCUUCACUGCCGGGAUAUGGAAGAAAUGGAAUAUACAAGGAGGUUGCCGACCAUGCUGAGGAUGAGCCAGACCAGCAGGACUCCCACAGCUGGGGAGGAAUGAGAGAGUACAAGGUGUACCCUUAUGAGGUGCUGGCUGUGACUCACAGGGUGAGGGUGAAGCUACCCAGAGAUGUGGACCGUACCAGACUGGAGAGACACCUCUCCCCAGAGGACUUCCAGCAUGUGUUCGGGAUGACCCUGGAUCAGUUUGACCGCAUGGCCCUGUGGAAGAAGAACGACAUGAAAAAGAAGGCACGCCUUUUCUAAAGCCAAGUGACUGUAACAGGGAGAAAAUAACAUCUCUAGUCUACAACGUCUGUCCAGUCUGGAAGAAAGGAAAUCAAAGAAAAAAAACAUCAGAAAUCAUCUAUAUAUGCACCGCCAUACUACGCUACACCUGCGAAACAUAAUCUCUGCCAGAAUAAGGAAGGGGGAGACAUUUUCACAAUGUCGCCGUGACCGACAUCCAUUGUUGAAGCAAUGUUCGUCACAUAUAGCUUUUGUAUGCGUUGUGGUCUGAAUGUUAUUUUUAUAACCUUUGGGGAGGUGGGGGAGAUGCAUUUGCAUGGCCCGUGACACCACUCCUCCCCUUCCCCUCUCCCUGCCUCUAUGUGAGUUCUGCAUCCCCCUCCCCCUUCCUCCGCAAAAAGAGAAAUAGCAGCUUUUCUAAAAUCCUUGUGCAGGCUUUUUUCUCUUUGUCUGUUUCUUACUGGUUCAACGUGUGCCUCUUUUACUGUCUUUAUCUCGACUUGGAACAAUAUCUCUUACUGUUUUUUAUCCGUUUCGUUUUCCCCUCUUUUAUCGUUCCUGCUAUCUGUUUUUCUUACCCUCUCUAAGGUCUCUCUCUCUCACUUGAUCUUUCCUUAUCUACCGUGUCUCACUUAAGGUCUCUCUCUCUCUGUCAUCCCCCCUCCCUCGCUCUCUUUCUCUUACCAACUCGCCUCUUCUCUCCGUCUUUUUCCACCUCAUUUUCUUUUCUUUCUUUCUUUCUUUCUUUCCCCGCAGUAGCCUGUGCUAGCCUCUAACUCACCACAACAUAGUCUCAUAUCUGAACAACAAAUGUAUCAUUUUACAGCAGUGGAGGUUAAGAUAGGAAAAGUUUCUUCUCCUUUUUUAAGUGGGUAGUUUGUUUGAUAGCCAUGCCAUGAUUUGUUGAUAGAGGGCUGUAUCUUACACACGCCACUCAUAAAUCAGUGAAGAUGGGAGUGUUGGGGUUGGAUCAGAGCCAACAGCAUGAAUCAUGGGUAAAAACCGUACCAUAGGCACAACUGAUACCCAUAGCAGAUGUAUAGAGCCUCAGGUUCUUUCAAGUCAUGUUGUCAAACACUGCCUUGCCAGACACUUUUACGUAAAUCCCUUCCCAUCAAAAACCUACAUUAUUUUUAUAAGCUAUUUUUGACUCCUGGAUGGCUGUCAUCCAUUUUGUGGACGUUUUCAGAUGUGAGAAUCAUGGUGUUAUGACACCUUUAUCAUCUGCUCCCCCCUCAUUGUCCUUACACUAUAACACAGACCUGCAGCAGCACUUGAGUAUAACAAGUUAAGUCUUGCUUAAUGAAUUAAUAAUGACAUAUUGUGCUAUCUAUCUGUACCUUCUGUGAUAGAGAAUUAACCCUUUCUAUGUUUGUUGUUUGUAAAUCAUUUGGCAUCCACUGCCACAUAUGUAGUGGAAAAACGUAUAUUGGCUUUGCUAAGUCUCCAGAAACUCAAACAAUAAUUCAACCAUAAGUGGCAUACAAUAUACAUGUGACAUACAGCGUACACAUAUUUGUCUCAAGAGUUUUAUGCAAGCCAAGGUAUAUAUUGCCUCUAGGGCAUGCAUGCAUAUGAGAGAUUGUUGAGAUCAUCUACAAUGGAAAUGUAUGAAAAUGUUUGUAGAAACAUUCUCUCUGUGUGCUUGGUUUCUCAAUUUUGAUCAUUUUGGGUAAUUAUUUUCCGCACAUUUUGUAACAACUUUUGUCCAAUGAAAAGCCCAAUUCAGAUGCUUUUGUUUGGUAUGUAUUUAUAGACAUUUAAAAGGGAGGAUGAGGAAGGUAUCUUUAAAUAUAAUGGCUAUAGGGCAGGUGUAUUGGAAAAUAUAUGCUAAAUAUAAAUUAAAAAUACAAUCAAUCUGAAUAAAUAUCAAAUUAGAGUUUUGCUCCAUCUGUUGUCAUAAAAGCUCAUAUCUCCUGAUUUCUAAUGUCAAUCUGAAAUUAAAGCGCUUUAUCCAAAUCAAAUCAAAUGUAUUUAUAACACCCAUUUUACGUCAGCAGAUGUCACAAAGUGAUGAUACAGACACAAUGGAGUCCACAACUUAUUAAAGUGCUUGAGUGUGCCUCGUUGAAUGUGAAUGCCGAUAAUGUUGCAAAAUGCAUUGUCAAAUCUAAUGUCUGCUUAUAUCGAAUGAUAAUUUAUUCAGUUUGGAAGAAUGAUGUGUGUAUGGAUGUGUGUAAGUUGACCUUUUUGGUUUGUGGAUCACUGUUACGACAUAAUUGUAACAUUGAAAGAAGGUUGAUGUAACGUUAUCAAUGGUGAGGAGGGCUUUCCCAGAACAGAGAUCACAAUGGAGGGCUGUUGGGAAAGACUGUUUGUUUUUGUGUUUGAACAGCUGUGGAAACAGUAGUGUAAGCUGAGAAGCAGAAACUAAGGAACACAUAUCCAGGCCUGAGCUCUGAACUUGCCCUUAGGCACUCACAGAUCUGGGAUCAGAUUCCAUUCUCCUAAUCCUAACCUUAACUAUUAGGGAGGAAAUGCAUCUUAGUUGAGUCAGUGUCUUCACUUAGAAAAAAAGGGUUCUUCGGCUGUCCCCAUAGGAGAACCUUUUUUGGUUCCAGGUUGAACUCAUUUGUCAUUUGGGUUCCAUGUACUCAACUGAAACCAACAAGGGUUCUUCAAAGGGUUCUCCUAUGGGGACAGCCAAAGAACCCUUUUAGGUUCCUGAUAGCAGUGUAGGGCCAAGUGCAUUCUGUUUUGCUCAAGGGUCAGGCCAGAUCAGCAGAGCUCAGAUAGCCCAGAUACACACCAGGCCAGAUUGCACAACCAGAGCCCCGUUCAUCAUCUCUUUAUACAAACAGGCCUACAACUCAGAGGAAUCAGCUGCGUGUCUCUCUUACAUCAAGGUCAAUACAGUGUUGGAUUCACAACUUUAUUUAUGCUUUUGAUACAGGAAAUCAGAAGGAGCUGCCCAAUAGACACUUUGCUUCUGAUUUAUUUUGAAUAUAGAGACAUAAUAACAUAUCAUAUCGUCAAUGUGUGGCUUCUGUUUUUGCUUGUUUGAUUGUAAUGGAAGCCAGAUAUUUAUGAAUAUCCUAUGUAUGCAGGUAUAUGUCCAUUGCGCCACUAUAGUCACAGAAGUGUAUUACCAUGUUUGUUAUAGAAUGUCCGGUGAAAAUAAGUCUGCCUCAUUGCAUUAACCCUAAUGUUAUGGGAUGACUAGUCUUUAUCAAAUAUGUUGUUCCUUUAACUUAAUGACUAGGCUUAACGCGAAGCCGUCUCUGUAGCACACAAUUAGAAUUAUGCUGACAUUGCCGUUAUGCAAUAUGAUGAUGUUAAAAUGAAUUUGGUUCUGUCAAUCUAUUAUUUUGCACUGUGUAACCAACGGAUACCAUAUGCUGUGAUUUGAUGUAGUUGAGGCUCUGUGGAGGAUGAUGAGAGGAUGAAAACAUGGGUUAAUAUUAUUCUAAUGCUGUAACUAAGCCUUUUGUUUAGAUUUUAGCUUUUGUUCUUAUUUGGCUUCGCUGGUUUGCAAGAAAUACUGAUGUCCGUCUUUAAAUAAAUGUUUCAUUCAAUACCGUU
Molecule: messenger RNA, 6171 nt
Organism: Salmo salar (Atlantic salmon)
Lineage: Eukaryota; Metazoa; Chordata; Actinopteri; Salmoniformes; Salmonidae
Source: RefSeq, a predicted model, not a curated record